AUGGCGCCCUCCAAGCUCGUUUGGGCAGUGUCUUUGCUCGCAACGACGCAAGUGAGUCAAGUUUGGGGAAAGAUUAAUGUUGGGCCAAAUUUCAAGUAUCCUAUCGAAGACCUGGACUAUGACUUGCCCUUCUCUAACAUAGUUACUUUCGCACAUCUACCAUGGGAGCGAUGCUUCAAUCUCAAGCAUGACAGUGCCUUUGACAUCGCCGUUGUUGGCUUCCCCUUCGAUACCACUGUCAGCGUCAAGCCCGGGGCAAGAUAUGGACCCCGAGGUAUCCGAUCAGGAAGCACAAAAGAAAAGCCUGGCCGAACAUAUAACGUCAACUAUAAUCUUGAUUGGCAUCAAAACUGGGCAAGGAUAAUUGAUUGUGGCGAUGUCCCUGUCACACCUUAUGACAAUGCACACGCAUACAAACAAAUGGAGCAAGGCUACCGCAUGCUCCUGCAUAAACCCGUCACCCUGACCUCCUCCAGCCCGCCAUCCCUGGACAAAGUCACCCACCCACGCCUCAUAUCUAUGGGAGGCGACCAUUCCAUCAUGCUCCCGAUCCUACGCUCCCUGAAAUCCGUCUACGGUCCCAUCUCCGUCAUCCACUUUGACUCGCACCUCGACUCUCUUAACCCGACAAAAGGCUACAGCGGCGUGGUAUCGGAACAAUCACAGUUCACUCACGGCACCUUCUUCUGGCACGCAGCCCAAGAAGGCUGCAUCGCCAACUCCUCCGUGCACGGCGGCUUGCGCACUAAACUCUUCUCGCCAGCCGACUAUGCCAAUGACGCCGAGGUGGGCUUCUCCCUGAUCCACGCACGCGAUAUCGACGACAUUGGCAUACAGGGCAUCAUUGAAAAGAUCCGCGCCGCGGUGGGAGAGAGCAUGGCGUAUAUUUCUGUGGACAUUGAUGUUUUAGAUCCGAGCGCGGCCCCGGCAACGGGCGCUCCUGAGGCUGGAGGGUGGACGACGAGGGAAUUCAAGCGGAUUCUGGAGGGUAUCAAAGAUUUGAAUCUGGUGGGGGCUGAUGUUGUGGAGGUGGCGCCCGAUUACGAUACCAAUGCAGAGAUCACGUCGAUUGCGGCGGCUGAUAUCAUGAUAGACAUCAUCUCGGCCAUGGUGGAGAAAGGCCCCUUGGGGUCUGAGAAGUUCGACCUUAAGGGAAACGGUGGUAAGGACGAGUUGUGA
Molecule: messenger RNA, 1179 nt
Organism: Exophiala spinifera
Lineage: Eukaryota; Fungi; Ascomycota; Eurotiomycetes; Chaetothyriales; Herpotrichiellaceae
Product: agmatinase
Exons: 3
Coding region: 1-1179 (392 amino acids)
Molecular function (GO): metal ion binding; agmatinase activity
Source: RefSeq, a predicted model, not a curated record